Molecule: messenger RNA, 15884 nt
Organism: Podarcis lilfordi (Lilford's wall lizard)
Lineage: Eukaryota; Metazoa; Chordata; Lepidosauria; Squamata; Lacertidae
Source: the annotation of a GenBank genome assembly
ACACAGUGGAUGACUGAUGUGUGGCUUGAACAUGCAGGCUGGAUCAGAAAGAGUACGUAAUGGCACAUUUUCAAUGUAUUAAGUCCCAUUAUCCACAGUGGGACUUCCUUCGGAAUACCUUAAAUCAUUGCAUAAGAGUAUUUUAAAUCCAAACCUUAAGUUCUUCAGGAUAGCUUUGCUGGACAUUAGCUGGAGCAGGUGAGGAAGAAUAUUUAUUUUCAAUUUAAAAGCAACAUUUUAAAAAGCUGUGCUGGAUCAGACAGAGAAUACAUCUAGCCCAGUUUAUGAGGAGCUUCAUAUCUCAUGAUUGCUAAAUUUACUCAGGAGCCUUUGAUGAGGGACUUGGACAAAGUAUUUUGGAAGUCCCAAGAGCAUAAUGUGUAUGCUUGUUGAAGCUUAAAGAAUUCAGAAAGAUUGGUAAGGAGAAUUUCAGAAGCCAUGGUUCGUAAGGUUUAUCCUUCUAGACAGGACUUUUCCCCCCACCUGGAACUUACUGGAACCCAGUUCCAGCACCUCUCAGGUGGGAGCCAUUGCCAUUACAAUAGGUAAAGGUAAAUGACCCCAGGACAGUUAAAUCUAGUCAAAGGCAACUAUGGGGUUGUGGUGCUCAUCUCACUUUCAGGCCAAGGGAGCCGGCAUUUUCCCCGCAGACAGCUCUUCGGGUCAUGUGGCCAGCAUGAAUAAGCCGCUUCUGGCACAACAGAACACCAUGAUGGAAACCAGAGCACAUGGAAACACCAUUUACCUUCCUGCCACAGUGGUACCUAUUUAUCUACUUUCACUGUCAUGCUUUCAAAUUGCUAGGUUGGCAGGAGUUGGGACAGAGCAUGUGGAGUGCACUCCGUUGUGGGGAUUCAAACCACCGACCUUCCGAUCAGCAAGCCCAAGAGGCUCAGUUGUUUAGACCACAGCGCCACCCCCGUCCCUGCCAUUAUAAUAGAACAAGGGAGAUGUGUAUGGUGAGUUCUGACACCUCUUUUUCUAGAAAAAUAGCACUGCUUAUAGAUGUUUAACAUUUCUAAUUUUAAUAAUGUUUCUGUCCAUAUACCCAGCACAGUGGCAAGUCUAUAAUUUCCUGGAUUCCCUCCCCUCUUUAAAAUUUGCGGCAUUCAAAAUUCUUUCAUAAGGAGGAUGGCUUUAAUAAUAAAAGAUUAGCAAUUUCUCAUUUGAGAUUUGUUAAAGGAUUCUCAGGUGGGUGCCAUCUGGCGGCUAGUGAAUUUGUAACUUGUCAAUUAGCUGUAAGCUUUCAUUCGCUGUCACCUCGCUUUGACUGUCCUAACCUCUGAGAUACGCUUUUGGAAAACAAUGGUUCAGGUGUCUUUCUAACAUCUACAGCAAAUGCCAAGGCAAAUAAUUCAUGGUCUAGCCUCUCUGCAAUCUCUUCAGCAUUCCUCUCACAUCCUUGUCAUUUAAAGGUCCUCCUAUUCCCUCUUUGACUGGUUUCCUGCACCUAAUGAAUGCAAAUAAAUACACGUUGGUUGUUUUUAGCAACUCAGUCCUUACAUUCUUUAUUUGUUUGCCUCAUCAUAAACUUACAUUUGUUUUGCCUCGGUGUGUGUGUGCGUGCCAGACACUUUUUAAACAACACUUGCAGAAAUUCUUACCUUAUAUUACAGUACUCUGUUGAUGCUAGUUAACCAUGCUUGCGUUCUCUUGAACUUGUUCAUAUCCUUUCUGAUCUGUGAUAUACAUUUUAUCUGAGCUCCUAGUACAGUGGUACCUCGGGUUACAGACGCUUCAGGUUACAGACGCUUCAGGUUACAGACUCUGCUAACCCAGAAAUAGUACCUCGGGUUAAGAACUUUGCUUCAGGAUGAGAACAGAAAUCGUGCUCUGGCGGCGUGGUGGCAGCGGGAGGCCCCAUUAGCUAAAGUGGUGCUUCAGGUUAAGAACAGAUUCAGGUUAAGAAUGGACCUCCGGAACGAAUUAAGUUCUUAACUUGAGGUACCGCUGUAUAAUGGUGUUCACCUCUAAGCUUUCUGGUGAAAUUUGACAUUCCUGGCAUGCCUCUAUAACGUCCUUUUAACUAACUAGGGGGUGCCCUCCUGCUGUUUCAUUUUGCCAACGCCCUUCUCCUUGCCUCAGUCUCCCUCCCCAGAGUUCUCCUUUCCAUUACCAGUCUCCCCUCUCCAUGCCCCAGUUCCUUCUGCCUCACAUUCCAAACCCACACAAGUGUCAAAUUAUCUCUUUCCCCAAAACCAUCCUCUCUCCCACACCCAGCAUCUCUUCCUCCUCCCUGUCCAAAAAAGACCCUUUCUGUCCCAGGGAGAAAGAGAGGGAGGAGAACUCCCCACAUCAGGUUAUGGUGGUGCCUCUUCCUCCCCCUCCCUAAGUGAUCCAUUUUGGGUCCAAGGUGGAUUCCUGCAAGUUUUGGUUCAGUCUGUGUGCUUCUUGUGCCCCCUAACAGGUUCAGAGUGCCAUCACAGUGUGAUGACAGACUAGGAAAUAUGUUAUAUAGAGAGAUAUUAUUUGUAAUUAUCUUCUAAAAUUAAAAUUGACCAUGUUGGACUUUCUUGGCAAUUUUCCACUUACAUAAUUUCAAUUCAAGAGUGCUUGAUCCCAGGCUGUUAUCAACAAUUACAUCUCUAACUGGAUUCUGGGCACCACCAGCAUUUUUACUUUGAAGUUUCUAGCAUUAUUAUACAAACAUCUAGGCGUUUGUUCCUCUGGAUAGUUCUUUCUUUUGCAUUUCUUUCCCCCCUUUUCCUGUCCAAGCUGAUGUCUCACAUAUUGCAAGCGAUGCUGUCAAAGUGAUAGCUUAUUUCUAAAACAUGGCUACCUGGGCUACACCAUGGCAACAGCCUGUCGGAAAGAUGCAAACUUUUCACUUGAGUCCCUUAAAACUCUCCUGACUGAUUUUCAGUGUGUGGCAAUAUGUAGAACAUAAUGUGUUCCAAGAUAGCUGCUUUGGAUGACAUAUUUUUGCCCACAGCAGAUUUCCGCAGUUGAGCUGCAAACUCAGGAAAACAGGAGGUUUGCAAGCAGGCAACAAACACACACGUCAGACCUAAGCUUGGCCCACGAAGGAAAGAAAGUCCUGCAUUAAUGUGACAGAUUUCAACAUACAUUUUAAUAUUGAGGAGAGAUGCAAGGGUGUAGUUGGUGAACAGGACUCUCUGACUCUGAAACUGAAAAGGUGUUACAAAAAUAUAUCAGCUUAUGAGACCCUAGGGUGAGGAUGCAACUUAGUUGGUGUCAAGGGCCACAUUCUCUCAGGGGGAAGUGGUUAGGGGCCGCAUACAACCAGUGGGCAAGGACAUCCAUUUUGUUUCUCUCCCCUCCUUAUUUAUCCAUCCCACAUUCUGUUCACACACACCCCACAAAUUCCCCCAACCAGCCUCUUCCCUUUGUGACCUCCCUCUUCUGCUCACUCCCAUCCAGCCAUCCAGUCAGCCUGCUCCAUUCUGCCUUCCUGCCUCCUUCUUAGAUUACACAGGCAGGUGGUACCCUUGAAGAGCCUAUCAGAGCCAAGGAGUGCUCUCCUUCCUUCCCCUUUGUCAUAAGUGUUGACAUCAUCCAUCAAUGUCACAAAGAUGCAGCAAUAACAAAGGGAGCAGAUCACAUAAUACAGAAAUGCUGCCUAUGAUGUACCCCUGCCUGUCCUUGGGAACACAUUUGUAAAAUGGGCACAGAGCCAUCCAUAGUGGCAACUUCAGAGCUUGCGUGUCAUUAACAAAUAGAGCCAAGGUGGCAAAAUGGCUUCCUUUUAAAAAGUAGAAUUUUCUUUUCCAAAGGAGCAAAAUAAAAAGGAGUAUGAGAUCUGGCAGAACGCUAAGUUGAUAGCAAAGCAAGCAAAAACCUCGAAGCUUAGGAAACCUAUUGCUAAAGACAUUGAAGCAUGCAAUACACACCCUUUCAAAGACAGCAGAAGUAGAAUGUUCCCCCACCAGUGGGACCAUUGAAUGAUAAAGGUGUGGAAAGAUUCCUGGAGGAGGAUAGGCAGGUUGCAGAUAAAGCCAUGUGUAAACUUUGGAGAAAUAUUCAUGGCCUGCCUGAAACACUGUUUUUGGCGAGAGCUUCUGAUGGACUAAGUCUAUCGGGAUUACAACAUAUAAAACUCUGAGGCUAAUUGGUAAGUUAAAAAUUAACAAACACUAUAUUCUGGGUGGCAUUUAUCCAAGAGUCUGUGUAGAACUUGUGGAAUUCUUUAAGGACUUUUGGGUAAAUGCCAUCCUGAAAUUAACUAUCUUUAACAAUAUAUGCAGCUUAUCAAAAUCAGCCUUGUUACUGGGCAGUUGAAAGGUACUCAAUGUACUAAAUGUUUUUCAAAGGGAUGCAGUCAAGAAUACAGGAAAUAACUUCUAUCCAAGGUAAGUUAGUGAAAAGCAAGAUUAAGGAAGCAAUCCAAAGGCAAGAUUCACUGGGAUGAGCAAGUUAGGAUCCAGCAGAUCUCAGGCACAGUUGGUUGGAAGCUGGUGGAAUUUACACUGGUUUAAGUGACACUGGUGUAAAUUAUCCCUAUUCUAAACUCUGAUCAGGAGCAGGGCCGCUGCAACUCAUGUGAUCUGGGCUGAGAUAGUUAUGCUGGUGUUUCUCUGAGCUGGGAUGUGGAGCUUAUGUUGGCAUAGCCCAAUUAUACCAGGGAUCAGUGGCCUGAGCUGGAGACCCACUGGAUCCUAAAUUCCUCGUCCUGGUAGAUCCUGGGGUUGGAGUGCUCCAUUAGACUGGCUCAGCCAGCAGUAAUCUUGCUCCUGGGCAGAGUUUGGAAUAGGGGUGAUUUAUGCCUACUUCCUAUACUUAGGAUUGCUUUGUACAUCUAGAAUUAUUAAGCAUGUGGAGUAAUGAGUCCUCUUGAGGAAAACUCAGCAUGGUGUCUAUGAUUGGAAGUCCUGCAUCACCAGAUUUUUAGAAUUAUUUCAUAGUGUCCCUGUCAACUAACAUAUAGGUAUGGGUGAUCUGGUAUGCUUUAUGUAUUUGAACUUACAAAAAGCUUUUGAUAAACUCCCUCAUCAAGGUCUCCUGAGUAAACCAAGCUAUCAUAGAAAUAUAGAACUUAGAGUUGGGAGGGACCCAAGGGUCAUCUAGACCAACCCCCUUCAAUAAAGGAAUCUCAGCUAGAGGAUCCAUGACAGAUGACCAUCCAACCUCUGUUUAAAAACCUCCAAGGAAGGAGAGUCCACCACCUCCCAUGGGAGUCUUUCUCAUGGGAAUUAUAGAGCUACCUAAAUUGUAUAGAAAUUUAUUCAUGUACGCAGCUACAGUGGCAGGAAUGUUACUUGCCCAAAAAUGGAAAGAAGAAGUCCCAGCAAAGGAAGAAUGGAUACAAAAACUUAUGGAAUAUGCAGAAAUGGUGAAACUUACCAGACGAAUAUAAGAAAUCAAGAUAACAAACUUUUUAUAAAGGAAUGGAAAUGAUUUAUCAAAUAUUUACAGAUAAAUUGUAAACAGAUAAAAACAGUGGCAGGAUUAUUGUAAUAAUCUGCAGCUACAUAAGAGUAUAUAUUGAAAGAAGAUAAAUAAAUCAUAGAAUCAUAGAAUCAUAGAAUCAUAGAAUCAUAGAGUUGGAAGAGACCACAAGGGCCAUCGAGUCCAACCCCCUGCCAAGCAGGAAACACCAUCAGAGCACUCCUGACAUAUGGUUGUCAAGCCUCUGCUUAAAGACCUCCAAAGAAGGAGACUCCACCACACUCCUUGGCAGCAAAUUCCACUGUCGAACAGCUCUUACUGUCAGGAAGUUCUUCCUAAUGUUUAGGUGGAAUCUUCUUUCUUGUAGUUUGGAUCCAUUGCUCCGUGUCCGCUUCUCUGGAGCAGCAGAAAACAACCUUUCUCCCUCCUCUAUGUGACAUCCUUUUAUAUAUUUGAACAUGGCUAUCAUAUCACCCCUUAACCUCCUCUUCUCCAGGCUAAACAUGCCCAGCUCCCUUAGCCGUUCCUCAUAAGGCAGCGUUUCCAGGCCUUUGGCCAUUUUGGUUGCCCUCCUCUGGACACGUUCCAGUUUGUCAGUGUCCUUCUUGAACUGUGGUGCCCAGAACUGGACACAGUACUCCAGGUGAGGUCUGACCAGAGCAGAAUACAGUGGCACUAUUACUUCCCUUGAUCUAGAUGCUAUACUCCUAUUGAUGCAGCCCAGAAUUGCAUUGGCUUUUUAGCUGCCGCGUCACACUGUUGGCUCAUGUCAAGUUUGUGGUCAACCAAGACUCCUAGAUCCUUUUCACAUGUACUGCUCUCAAGCCAGGUGUCCCCAUCUUGUAUUUGUGCCUCUCAUUUUUUUUGCCCAAGUGCAAUACUUUACAUUUCCCCUGUUAAAAUUCAUCUUGUUUGUUUUGGCCCAGUUCUCUAAUCUGUCAAGGUCGUUUUGAAGUGUCAUCCUGUCCUCUGGGGUGUUAGCCACCCCUCCCAGUUUGGUGUCAUCUGCAAAUUUGAUCAGGAUGCCCUUGAGUCCAUCAUCCAAGUCGUUGAUAAAGAUGUUGAAUAAGACCGGGCCCAAGACAGAACCCUGUGGCACCCCACUAGUCACUCUUCUCCAGGAUGAAGAGGAACCAUUGAUGAGCACCCUUUGGGUUCGGUCAGUCAGCCAGUUACAAAUCCACUGAGUGGUAGCAUAGUCAAGACCGCAUUUUACCAGCUUCUUUACAAGAAUAUCAUGGGGCACCUUGUCAAAUGCCUUGCUGAAAUCAAGGUAGGCUACAUCCACUGCAUUCCCUUCAUCUACCAGGCUUGUAAUUCUGUCAAAAAACGAGAUCAGGUUAGUCUGACAUGACUUAUUUUUCAGAAAUCCAUGCUGACUAUUGGUGAUCACAGCAUUCCUUUCUAGGUGCUCACAGACUGUUUGCUUAAUGAUCUGCUCCAGAAUCUUCCCUUCAUCUUCCCUUCAAUGAGUAAGUUAAGUUAAUUUGGAUAUACAGAAGAUAUUAAAAAUAAAUUUAAGGAACCACAGAAAGAGGGGGAAGGAAGUCAAAUUAUAAAAUGUUAAAAUGAUUAUAAAAGCAGUUAAAUGUAUGUGUCGGAAAAUUAUAACACCCCCCCAAAACCAAAUCUCCUCUCAGUCUCCUCUUUUCCAGGCUAAACAGCCCCAGCUCCUUAAAUUGUGGUGCCCAUAAUUGGACACAGUAUUCCAAGUGUGGUCUGACUAAGGCAGAAUAGAGUGGUACUAGAAUAGCAUUAACUUUUUUUUGCUGCUGCAUCACACUUUUGACUCAUGUUAAGCUUGUGGUCCACCAAGACCCCUAGAUCCUUUUCAUAUGUACUGCUAGUAAGCCAGGUGUCCCCCACCCUGUAUUUGUGCAUCUGGUUCUUCCUGCCUAAGUGCAGAACCUUACAUUUGUCCCUAUUGAAAUUCAUUUUGUUAGCUUGCGCCCAGUGCUCUGAUCUGUUAAGGCCAUUUUGAAUUCUGAUUCUGUCUUCUGCGGCAUUAGCUACCUCUCCCAGUUUGGUGUCACCUGCAAAUUUGAUGAGCAUCCCCUCAGUUCCUUCAUCCAAGUCAUUUAUAAAGACGUUGAACAACAACGGGCCCAGGACAGAACCCUGCGGCACAUAAAAGCAACACGUCCCUUUGCCAGAUGGCAUACAAUGACAGUUUACUGAUGAAGGGCAAUAUAAAAAUGUUUUAAACUCCUGGCCAGUUUGUACAGAGGAAAGCAGCCCUCAGGUUAUUCUGGUCUCAAGCUAUUUUGGAUAUAAAUGAUCAUAACCCAGAACCUUGAGUCAUGCCAGAAGCAUAGCAGCAAGACAAAGUGAGAGUUCAGGGUGCAGAUAGAUAGCUGUGCCCUGAACAACUGCAGAGAGAGCUCAGCUUGGAGAUUCGUAGGAGCAAGGCUUCGAUGGAGCAACCCCAGGCCAAGCCUUAAAUAGAGUGACAGCUCCAUCUAGGUGGCUAGCUAUGCUUCUAGCGUGAGACACUUCCUCAGUUAAAAGGGCCCUCCUUGCUUCAACAGCCAUUGACUCCAGUAGCUUGGUAGAGUCUGCAGUUCUUUUUUAAUUUUUUUAUUAUUAUUAAACAUUUCAACAAAACAAUUUAUCAAAAACGUAACAACCUCAUUUCCCCCCCCAUAAAUUUCCCUCCCCCCUCCCUAAAAAGAACCCACCCCUCUCUGGUUUUUGAACACAUGUUACUCUCUGCAUAUUCUAAAAUUGUAAUGAUCCUUAAUUUAUGUGUCUAUAUGUUACCAAUAAUAAAUUUGUGUCUGUUUGUUCGAAACCUGCCAAGGAGAUCAGUUCAUUUUGUUGUUUCUUUAAGUACUUUGUAAAGGGUUCCCAUUCUUCUUUAAAAUCACAGUUGUCCUUGUCGUGUAAUUUAUGCAUCGAUUUCUCCAGUUCCACAUAGUUCAUCAAUUUCCCUUGCCACUGCUCUUUUGUUGGGAUUUCUUCAUUCUUCCAUCCUUGUGCUAUUAAGACUCUUGCCAGUAGAGUCUGCAGUUCUACUGGGGCUUCUGGGAUGGGCUGGGAUGGGCUGGCCACACCUUUUCAGGCUGGAAACCUGCUUCUAAAACUGCUUCUGGGGCAGUUUUAACUGGGGCAGUUAAAACUGAUGUCUGGGGCUGCUUUUGAGGGCAAUUCUCUCCCCCACUCAGAUACCUCCAAAUCCAUGACCUCAGCCCCCAAAGAUGGCUCGUGGCAGAUAGCAGCAACAGCAGAAGCAAGGCACACAUAAGCACCAGACAAAAAGGGCUGUAACCCAUGAAUGCUCAGCGACAGUACAUUUGUCCAUCUUUAAAAUGCCAUUGUCAAACACCCAACACUUUAUGAUUUUCACACAUUCGUAAUUGGUUAAAGGCUACAUGAUACAGCUGAUGACCUGAACUCUUCAUAUAAUUAACUAAUGGAACUGAGUAACAGUAGAUGAGGUGGAGGCCAGCUAUUUUGGAUUUUUUUUAGAAAAAAGAAUUAGCUAAAAUCACCGGAGGUAGAUCUUUCUCUGGAUAUUAGCCCUGACAGGGAAAUUGAAUUUUCAUGUACAUUAUGCCAUUGGAUUCCAGAUGUUGGGGAUAAGCAACAGAAUGAGAAUGUAUGCUCAGAAGAAAUCUGACUGACUGCUGUUGGAAACAGAAUGCUAGGCUACAUAGCCUCUCACAGAUGAAAGGAAGGGAAAGUAUAUGAUCAUAUACAGUGUUGGUUUGCUGUUGUUUUCUUAAGAAAAAGAGGUGCUGGAGCUCACCCUGAACACCUCCCUCAUUCUCUUAGAAUGGCAAUGGCACCCAUCUGAGAGGUGCCAGGACUGAGUUCUGGUGAGUUCCGACUGAAAACAAGCCCUGAUCAUAUAUACCAAUUGCAGUCUCAGUUCUCUGAGCACCAGUCAUCAGGCGGUGAAAUGGGAUUGGCCACCGUGGGGUGUGGGUGGGGGGAACACCCCCAAAACAGUCCAGUGAGAAUUGAGUGUAUUCAGUAGCCACCCAAUGAUGUCUGACUGUUGGGAAGGGGACACAGAUGCAAAAACAGAUGUGAGGGGAAUGAGAUGGGAGAACUCUGCACAGCGACAUUUUUUAAUUUUUUUGCACAUCCUCCUUGUUCGCAUCCUGUUCUAAACUAUGACACUCUCGUGUGCAGUUGAUCUAUGGACAUCGAAACAGAGAGGACCAUUUUAAUGAGAGAGCCGAGCUCAAAUUACUUUGCCUCUGUAAUGACUCCUUUGGGGAAAGCUGUUCAAUUUCUGUUAUACAUUUCAUUAAUAAACUAUAACUUGUGGUCGGCUGAUAUGGGGAGGAUUAAUGCCUUUCAUGUUAGUCAUUCCCUUUCGUCUGCAAACCUGUCAUUACAUGAAAAGCCUUAUAUGCAUCCUCUCCCCCAAAGAUGAAAGCUGUUAAAAUAUGUAGAAAGCACUGUUUCGUUAAAAAUAGUUCCCAGGCUGGUAUGUCGCAUGCAUCCCUUCUAUUGAAGGCUUACACUAUGUUGAAUCAACAUAUUAAGAGAGCCUCACCCUGCCUGCCUGCUAUAGUCAUGAAAAAGAGACUACUGGCACAAUCUACCUUGAUGUUUUUCUGUGCAAGUUCUAUUGGCUACCAGGGUAACGUAGGCUAAAUGGGGCACUGGCUCACCAAAUUUAAUCUGUGCUCAGCUAGCCCCUGCCUGCCUUCUGUCUUACAACCAGGGCAGAUUCACAUCAUACAUUUAAAGUGCAUUCAACACACAUUUAAAGCACAUGGCUUUGGUAAAAAAAUUGUGGGAACUAUAGUUUCCCACUCACAAAUUUUCCAUACCCUUAUCAAACUACAGUUCCCAGUAUUCUUUGGGGAAAGCCAUGUGCUUUAAAUGUGCAUUGGACGGGCCUUUCCAAUGCAUGGUGUGGAUCUGCCCCCACUCAGGGAUUCGUCUUGCCUGUCAUUGGCUCUGGCCCCCCUUACUGUUGGUCUCCCUGCCCUUCACCCUACCAGCCGCCAUUGUACCCUGGACUUGUACAGCUUCCAUUGAUUUCAAGAGGAAAUGUUGGUGCAUUGGAAGGCCCAGGUGUCUUGCACCUCUUGGUGAAUUGUAUACUGCACUCUAAAGUCAGCCUUAGAGAAAUCACCAUUAUAGAAAGGCAUUGGCAAGAUCAGAAAAUGUAUAGCUGAGGAUAAAAAGGGUCUUAAAGGCAAGUUUGAACAAAAAAGAAUUGUGUGGUCUUUAUUUGGGAGCAAAUUGCAUGGAACUCAAUGUGGCUUCUUCAUUUGUUUGAAAAUUUAUAAUCUGCUCUUUCAUAAAAUAUAACAAGGUGGCUUGCAACAUAUAAAAUACAAUAAAACUAGUCUCUAGAUAGCUAUAAAACAUAAUUAAAAACAUCAAUAAAAAUCUUGCUAAAUAUGCAUAGGCUCACGCUGUGUGGGUGAAAAGCAAUUUUUGUAUUGUUAAGUGGCUGUGAAAGAGACCAAAUGGAGAAAUGUGUUUUGCUCAGUGAGGACCUGAGGCUCAUUUGAAAGAAGGCAGAUGUAAGUUAAGCAGAAAGGAAGACUUUAUAACUACUACAAAAGUAGUUCAGCACUAGAGUAAGAUGCCAUGGGAGACCAUAGAACGUCUUCCCUUGAAGCAUUUCCAGGAAAAAAAAUUGGGCAGGCAACAAUUAGGAAUGCUUUUGAAAAAGAUGAAGGAGGAAAGGUGUUAGAUUAUCUGCUUCUUCCAUCUUGUGGUUUAGGAUUCAUAACUUUUAGAUGAAGAGUAAUUUAGAAUGUUGAGACUAUUAAGAAGAAGAUUUCAUACUGCAGGGUUUAAGCUCUAGAGGUGUAUCCAGUUGGGGUGUCUCUAUGUGAAGCCUUAUGUGUAUGUAUGCAUACAAUCACUGUGAGAAACUGUAUUUAUAGCUAUUGCAAAAAUUGUGUACAGUCAUACCUCGGGUUACAGAUACUUCAGGUUGCGUUUUUUUGGGUUACGGACCCGCCAAAACCCAGAAGUACCGGAACAGGUUACUUCCGGGUUUCGGUGGUCAUGCAUGUGCAGAAGCACUAAAUCACACUUUGCGCAUGCGCAGAAGACCAAAUCACAACCCGCACUUGCGCAGACACACCGCAGCGGGUUGCGAAUGCUGUGGGUUGCGAACGUGCAUCCUGCACGGAUCACAUUCGCAGCCCAAGCGUCCACUGUAUUUGUGUCUUUCACAAUGUUGCACAGUUAAAAUGUAUGUAUACAUGUAUAAAAGUAUAGUGCCCUUUAGAUUUGGGAAGCAAGACAACUGUAAGUCUUUUGCAUAGGAGUCUGGGAAGAAAGUUGCUCAGGGGAGGACGAUGCAUGUGAAAUAAAAUACUCUCACAAUGCAGAAAAAAUAAUACAUUUUUAUGAUUUAGUUAUCAGUAAAUUGCAAUACAGGUAGGCCACAUUUGACCCUGGUCAGUCCUCAACAGCCUUGUCUGGAUUUUGCUGUAAAAAUACUGUACAGGUAAUUAUAAACUGGUUUAAUGCUUUAACUGUCCUUUUAAUUUAUUGAUCUAGAUUUUAAAAAUUCCUUAGGGCUCAGCACAGAUGUCAACAUACUAAAUUGAGAAGAUGUGCAACCCCCCCAUACAUACAACACACAAAACUAAACAGUCAGUUCUCAACAAUAACAAAUCUUGCAAACAUCAGCCCAGUUGAUGAGGUCCUAAGGGUUCUGUAGUAGAGGUUGCAACGGUUCAGCUGCUUUGCAUGAAGAUGGUCCCUGGCGUUCAGUCCCUGGCAUCUUCUGCUAAAAGGAUCACAUGGCAUGUGAAGGGGAAGACCUCUUCGUGAGACCCUGGAGAGCUACUGCCAAUCAGAGUAAAAGCUGGGCUAGAUGGAACAAUUUUCUGAUCCGUAUUAGGUAGCUUCAUAUAUUCAUACUCCCUAGAUCAUUUCAAGUCAAUCUGGGAGAGUUCCCAGGUGCAUAUAAACCAGAGGUGUUUAUCAGAAACUGCAGAGGUCUAGGUCCAGAAGGAUCUAUGCUUCUACGUGUGAAGCCAGACUACAUGUUGUAUGAAUGCAAAUACUAGUCAUCUCAGACUAGGGCUUUGCCUGGACAACAGUAGUCUCCACUGUGCCAGGCUCCUGGCUCCACAGCUCCCUACAAGCCCAGAUAAUUUGCACAUUGGAAAUCACCAAACACCACAGAGCUUUUUUAUUCGGUGGCUCCAUUUCCAACAUGACACUUCCCACCUUCACAGGUCAUCUAUUCACCUUUGGUUGAAGGUUUAUGUGACCCCUAAAGUAAGGCAAACAGGAAGGUUUUAUAAAAUUUCUGAAAUAUGUUUAUGCUUGGCUCUGGUGGAUCUCCAUGGCAGGGGGGAAUUGACACACAGCUGUGAAGUCACCAACUGGGCCUUUUUAUAUGCCACCACCAUCAAGAGUUGAUUGCUCCAGUGAAAGACUCUCAAUUGAUACUGAAGAUCACUAUGAGACAUUCUGGAUGAACGAGCCUUCCACCUAUGUAUUGUUUCCAGAAGCCCAUGUCCAAUGCACACCAAACACCUUUGGGAGGUGCUGGCUUUUACCCUAAAUUAUAUGAUAAUGCCAUCUCAAACUUUCUCGUAUUUCUUUUGCACCAGCAGAGGUUACCUAUCCCUUGGGUUGCUAAAGAGAGGCAGCACUGGGAAGGUAUUUGCGCAUCUCACACCUGCAGGGAAACACAGCCUUUAGCCAGAAUAGCCAACUGAAAACUCCUGAUUCAGGGGCAAUAAGCCCCUGGAUACCACAUGCUGUGGGCAACUGUUGCCCUUAUGCCUUGCUCUUAAGCAUCCCACAGGCUUCUGGUUCGACACUGUGGGAAGCUCUGAACUAGCCGGACCUUUGGUGUGACCCAGCAGGGCUCCUCUUCUUAAGGCACGCCAGGAGGGAGCAGUGAGCACAACUUCCUUCUCCUUCCUUACCUUCUUUAGUUUUCAGGAUCAGAGAACCGGGUCAUCCGCAGGAGAGACUCUCCGGAGGGACUCCAGGUGGGAGCGCACCUCUUUCGGAUUUCCUGAGAGUUCUCUUCCCGCCCCCGCCGCUCCAUAGGCGGCUUGCUUGGCUGGUGGUGCUGAAGGGACAGCUCCCCGCCGAGCUCCCGAAGCGCUUCCCCGACAGGGUUGCGGAAGGGGCGGACAGCUCCCCUAGGAAAGCCGGGGAAAGGAGGGCUCCCCACGGAGCCCGGGCGGGAGGGUGGGCUGCCGGUAGUAGCGGCUGUGCUGCUAACGGGGACUCUCCGAGCGCCUUUGCUGUUCACACCGCGGCGGCUGGAGGGGGUGGAGAGAGGGAGAUCAGGCGGGGAGGGGGGGGAAGCAGCAGCUGGCCCGGGGGCUUCGCGGCGCACAGGGCUGGCUGGUGCUGAAGGAACAGCAGCUUCCGCUCCGCUCCAGGCUUCCAGGUAAAUAUGGGGACGGCGGGGAAGACCUAUCCAGGCAGCGAGCAAGGGGACUUCAAGGUGAAUUCAACGCUCCUUGCCAGACAGAUAGCCAGACGGAGCUGACUGGGGAAGUGGAGACUCCUGGCAGGUCCCUCGCCAAGUCACCCGCCCGCAGGGCUGGAGCACAGAAAAGUUCCCAGCGGCGACCAUCAGAUCCGGGGAGCGGACAGAGUUCCUCGCCUCUCCGCAACGAAGGCAGCGCCUAAGUUCGCCUUCACCAUGGACAGAGGCAAGGGGCGGCCCCUCGAGAACAGGCUGGGGCGCCGGGGCGCCUUGUUAGCAAUGUUCUCCCACAUUUGAAGUACGUGUGUCGUACAUGGAUUUGUUUUGGAAGAGAAAGCCAAGCGUGGAGAGCUGGGUGAGGAAGGCGGGGUGGAGAGGGAAAGUGAAGGGGUGUGUGUGUGUGUGUGUGUGGCGAGGGGGAGGUAGACUUGUAGCAACACCUCCCUGUUUGGGUGUCUGAGCCCCCGCGUUCCUUAAGGUGGGUGGCUGCGUGGGGAGUGGGAGUGGAUGUCGGCUUGCUUCGUUCUGCGAUGCGCCUUGACGGAGCAGCGAUGCCAGACAGGCUGAAAGCCACAGACAGAGUUCCUUGCUGGCGCACCGCUGGCGGCUGGUGCCCGGCAGCACUUAAGCAGCUGUUUGGAGCAUUUCCUGAUGAUGCCCAUGUCACGGCAACAGCCGCCGCGGUAAUCUGCGGAUUUGUGGCUUUCCAGGCGAAAUUAGAGCAUCGUUUUUGAUCCGUAUUGCAGCGGAUUAGGACCGCCACCCGGAUCCUCGCCUCCCCGCUAUCUAAUUAAUAGCGCAUAAUAAAAUAAUAACGGCGCCCUGCAUGGAAGAAGAGGAACUCCUGAAUUGUAGGGCGAGCCUCGGCAGGUCUGCUCAGCACACACGCAAAUCCUCCUCGGAGUUGAAGGGGACUCGCUCCCCGGCGAGGGUGUCUUGCAGCCUUCCAGAACAGGGGGCCACGAGGAGCAGAGAGAGCUGGGUGGCGGUGCAACCGGCAGGCAGGCAGAUAGGCAGGCAGGCAAGAGGCAGGCAACCUGAGAGAGACACUCCAGGGACUGCGGCCCCUGGCAUCUCAGUGGCAAUGCUGCCCGCCAGGGGCAGGGCCCGGGAGCCAGACCUGAGGCUCAGCGAUGGAGAGCGAACCUUUGAGUUUGUCCUCCUGUGCACCGCUGAGCAGAGCUAGGAGGCGAAAUGUGUGCGGUGUGUUUGUGAGAGAUUCCACUGGGGAAGGGAGCAGGUUGGGAGGGAUAAAGAGCCAAGGAGACCUGUGAGGAGGUGCUUCUUUUUCUCCAGCAGCGGGUGGGCGGGGGGCGAAUGGGGAAUCCUUGUGUGCCUGGGAAAGUGCAAGUCCACAGGCUAGGCUGGUGACCACUUGCUCUCUCUUCUUGCUCCCCGUUGCAGGAAUGUAAUCCACAAUGCUAGUCCUCAGGUUCCUCAAUGUGGUCGCUCCUGCCUACUUCCUGUGCAUCUCCUGUGUGACCUUCGUCCUCCAGCUCUUCCUCUUCAUCCCCAGCAUGUUCAAAGACCCUUCCGCCACCCCGCUCUUCUGCUCCUCCGCUUUGCUGCACGGCGCCCUCUUCCUCUUCCUCUCGGCCAACGCGCUGGGCAACUACAUCCUGGUGAUCCAGAACACCCCCGAGGACCUGAGCAAGGGCCUGAACUGGGUCGGAGGAGCCGAUGGGGUGGCCCCCGACUGGCCCGAUGGGAGCUGCCCCCCUGGCUCGGCCUUACCCAACACUCACUUCUGUAGACUGUGUGCCCGGGUCACCCAAAGGCAUGACCACCACUGUUUCUUCACAGGGAACUGCAUUGGGAGCAGGAACAUGAGGAACUUCGUCAUGUUCUGCCUGUAUACUGCUUUGGCUUGCCUGGAUUCCUUGGUGGCAGGGCUGGCUUACAUUUCCACUGUGCUCUCCACCUCCUUUGCCAACCCACUGGCAUUCCUCACUCUCCUGCCUCAGUCCAUCAGCCAGUUCUUCUCAGGUCAGUGUCUUCUCCUCUAGCAGAAGGGGUGAUCUGUGGCUCCCUUCCCUCUCCCCCUCUCCCUGCCAACCCUUCUUUACAAGACUUCCUUUCCCACAACAGCUGUCCCUCCAGCAUUGCCAGGAUCCCGGGGGAGGGGGCUGUCUGUGCCUAUGUGGGU